UCCAUUCGUCACCAUCACCAUGUGGAGAAGAAUCAUCUCCUCUCAUCUCAAAACCCUAGCCGCCGAUGUCGUCGCUGAUUCUCCUCGUGGAUUGACAGUUCUGUGUGGUGGGCUCGCGUUUAAGAUUGAGAUUUCAGGCUCGGCGUUCUCGGAUUUGAACAGUGAGUGGAGUUUGGGAUUUGGAUUAUGCACGGCGAAUCAGAAACGGCUGGGUCAGAUGAAUGGUGUAGACGCUGUGCUUGAAGGUGUGGCGAUGAAUAAGUCGCAGGAUCCUAAAACUCCUGGUGAGGAAGAGAUGUUAGCUAAUUUAUUUGAUUGUUUGUGUUGCCUCUUGAUGCCAUUGGAGAACAAGGAGAGGUUUGUGAAUGCGGAAGGUGUUGAGCUGAUGAUUAUAAUCAUGAAGCAGAAGAAAUAUGCUUACGGGUCUGCAAUUCGAGCUCUAGACUUUGCCAUGACCAAUUAUCCACCAGCAUGUCAGAGGUUUGUGGAUGUUAUGGGACUGAAGACAGCAUUUGCUGCUUUCAUGGCUGGGAUUUUAAGGGGUUCUAGGAGAGAUCGAUUGUUAAGUAAAUUUGUGGAGAAUGAAUUUGAGAAGAUUGACUGGCUCAUGGAAUUAUACAUGAGAUAUUCUGAUAGGGUUAGAUUAGAGGCUGAGAGAUUAGACCAGCUUGAGCUUGAUGACCUUGAGGUAAUCUUGAGUAAUGUUUUCUCCGAAAAAUUGCAGCUUGUUGCUGUUAUCCUGGGCCAUAUUUGGAAUGGAAUAAAUUGUUUCGGAGAAGGAGCUUGCAUGUGGUUGCAGGAGCUUAAGUGGUAUGGCUUUGGCCUUCUAAUAUAUGGUUUUGGAUCUAAGAAAGCUUUAAUUGAAGAAUUUGCUUCUGCUUCUUUGACUGAGUAUUCUGUUGUGGUCAUCAAUGGCUACCUUCUUUCCGUUCUUUUAGCAUUAAUUGAUAUUAUGUCCGAGCUUUUGACAUGUAAAAGAAAGAGUUCUAGGAGUUUGUCUAAAGGUCAAGUAACAUUUCUUUCACGCUCCAUGGAUGAUAUUCUUUCCUUUCUACAUGGUCCACAGUUUGAAGAUAAAGACUACUUCAUAUGCGUUGUUGUUCAUAACAUUGACGGCCCUGCUCUAAGAGAUCCUGAAUCACAACAAACUCUUGCCCGGCUUGCUUCUUAUUCACACAAACGAAUGGUUGUCUCUAUUGACCGUGGCAACGCUCCAUUAUAUAUUCUGUACUGCUUCUUUGACCUGAGGCAAUGUUUCUUGUAUCUGUUGGCAGUGAGGGACAAGAAAAUGGUUGAUAACAAGAUCUCUCUGACAAAUUCACCUGGUGGGCAAUGCCCGGAGACUGAAUCGAUCAACUUGAAUGUUCUAUCAUGUCUCUUUAUGAAAGGUAUAUGCGAUGUGCUGAGGCAUGAAACUUUUAUGAUCCGUGUGUGAAAGUGUUCCUCCACGAGUGAGCUUCGAUAACAUGAGAUGGUGGGUUUACGAUAAGCAACACUCUUCAUGAAUAACAUUUGAGAACAAGUCCUUCCUCUUCUUGUGGCUCGAGGGAGAUAAAUCGGUUGCUUCACC
Molecule: messenger RNA, 1570 nt
Organism: Arabidopsis arenosa
Lineage: Eukaryota; Viridiplantae; Streptophyta; Magnoliopsida; Brassicales; Brassicaceae
Source: the annotation of a GenBank genome assembly